AUUAUCUGAGCAUAUAUUUAAUUGUAUUGUUGUAAAAGUUAUAGGAAUCGUUCUUGCACGAACCUUGCUUUGAAAUCUUAGUGCCUCUCACUAUGGAGGUCGGAUAUGAAACGUGGAGUGUACCAAGACUGAAGGAAGAGCUGAAGCUGAGGAACAGUAAAACGUCUGGUCGAAAAUCGGCUCUAGUGCAGAGACUUCAAACUUUGGACUCUGCGUCUUACGUCCCUGGUGAAUCAGAAACCAACCAGGAAAAUGAUCCAACACGGGCUGACUCAGCUGCUUGGCCUCAAUCUACUGAUUUCAAGAUGUAUGAUGGAAAUCAGCAGGAAAGUCUGACAAAUGUAGAAAUCAGCUUUUUCUUUGCUUCACACAGUCAGUCAGUGAGCCGAAUGAAAGUGGAAAAUCAGGCUGGGUACAAGAUGCUUCAUGAGAUGUUCCUUCUGUCCCUACUUCAUGCACGCAAUGGUGAGGCAGACUUUUUCCGUGCACAUGUCCAUGCAGAAAUGUCGAAGACUGUGACAUACUAUGCAUAUGUCCGUCUGCAUGGUGGCUCAGUUGAGUUUUGCCACUGUGAGUGUCCUGCAGGUGCAGGGCCUCAUGCUACGUGUAAACAUGUUGCAACUGUGCUCUAUGCCAUUGAACAUGCAGGCAGGACAGGGGAAGUUUUGGUGCGGAAAAGUGUGACUCAAAAACAGCAAAAGUGGCAUGAGCCAAAGAGGGUGAGAGUGGCUCCGUGCGCACUGUCCUCAAGAGAUAUGCCACUAAAUGUGUCUCAGGCAUCCUCAAGUGAUGAACAUCAUGCAAGUGGUUCUGGAGAAUUUGUAUUCGACCCACGACAAGAGCAUGACAGAAACGUGCCAAAGGCGGAGAAACAAGCCAGGCUGAGAUCUCUGCUGUUGAAUUACCAUGCUAACAAGUCUGGGCCACAAAUGGCGAUCAUGCAAGGUUUUGAUGACAAAGCCAACUGGGAGGCAAUCAUGCUAGACCAUGAUUAUCUUGAUGUUCCGCUGGACAUCCAGUGGCUCUUCAGGCAGCUGAAGGAUACUGAUGUCGGCGCAGUCGAGCAGCACACCAGAGGUCAGACGACCAGCAAACUGUGGCACGCAGAGCGAAGCCUGCGGAUCACAGCGUCGAAUGUCUCGACGAUUGUCAACAUGAAAACCCGCGACCCUCACCAGCUGGCUGCGGCCCUGGUCGCGGGAACAGGAGCUCCACGGUUUGCGGCGACAACGUGGGGACGAAAUUUCGAGCCCCAAGCAAUCAAACGGUACGAGGAACUCACUGGGUGUGCGGUGAUGAAGAGCGGGCUCGUCAUACAUCCAGAGCUAAGAGCCCUCGCAGCAUCGCCCGAUGGCAUUGUGGGCGAUAAAGUGAUCGAGGUAAAGUGUCCCUAUAGUAUAAGGAAAAGUGCUAUAUCGCCCUCGAACUACUCGCAUAUCGAGAUCAAAGAAGGAGCUCUCAUGCUCAAGCGGUCGUCCCCAUACUGGUGGCAAGUCCAAACGCAGAUGUUUUGCACCGACAAAGUCGAGUGUGACUUUGUAGUGUGCACAAAAGUUGAUACAAAGAUCAUCAGUGUCCCUGCUGAUACAGCAACUUUCCGCAACGUAGCUCUGCCCAAACUGGCAUCCUUCUACGACACCUAUAUGGUGCCAGCAAUUCUGUCUGCUAAACUUGGGAUAACGAAGCCAUCAUCCAUGGACAUAGAUGAGGAGCUGGCUCUUACUUACUUUUAAGCAUCGCAUGCGCGUUCCCGUUUAGCGCUCUGUCUGUGCUUGCAGCGUGCCCGUUUGAAUGUCAAACUUGUGUAUCAAUCACCAAAAGGGCAAAGAAAGUGAAACAUUUUCGUACACAAAGUGUUGGUACAUGCUUUAAUAGUAAUAGGUACAUCCCUGUUCGCCUCGUUUGAUCCGUGGCCCCCGCCUUACCCCAUCCGGGCUAACCCGUGCCCGGCCCCCCUGCAUAAGCAGGGCAGGCCGGGCCGCCGGCCUGUCGCGCGGACCGCCUUUGGCCCGCGGGACUGGCCGGUGGUCAGGGGGCGCCGCCUCGCGUGGAAAGUCGCACUGAGGUGCGAGGCGGCGCGGGCGGGGGCCAGCGAUCUUGUCUCAGCCACGUGUGUGACGGGCUGGGGUCCGGCAUAUCUAGACAUGCUUAUGUAUGAAGGUGCGCCCCGACCGGGGAGCGUGUCUUACCGUGAUCUGUGAAGGGCACUGGGCGGUGUCGGGUACAUAAUCCGUGUUUACUGUGAAGAUGCAUUGGCUCGUCAAAAACCGUGACUUGACGCGCCAUGUCUAUUCGUCGGCAGCUGGACUUCCGCGUCUCUGUGAAGUGUCGUUUGCUCUGUUCAUUGCUCUCGUCGUGAAAAUGACCCUCAAUGCAAGGUGUAUUGGUUAAAAAAGGGAUAUCCCUGUUUGUGUUGUGUUCGGUGGUCAUGUAUAUUUUCCCUGUGCUGUAAUGUGUCACAAUACAUUGAGCAUUCCCUGAA
Molecule: messenger RNA, 2482 nt
Organism: Amphibalanus amphitrite
Lineage: Eukaryota; Metazoa; Arthropoda; Thecostraca; Balanomorpha; Balanidae
Exons: 3
Coding region: 93-1733 (546 amino acids)
Molecular function (GO): zinc ion binding
Source: RefSeq, a predicted model, not a curated record